AUGAUAGCCUCAAUUCUUUGCCUUUGCUUCUCAACCUCAUGGACAUUCCGAACAUCGGCCAGUGAGAAUUUCGCCACAGCAGAAUUUGCCAACAUUUCAAAUCUAUUCGAUUCUCCCCUGGAUAUCUGUGAGGGUACUCGGGCUGAUAACUUAAAAGUGCGGAAGGAUUGCUUUACAGAACCCGUGAAAGGUUUAGUGAUAUUGGAUAUGGUGUUGAAUGUAGUGCUCACUGGAGAAUUCCUGCUCAAGGUUCUUCUUGCACCUGACAAACACAAAUUUCUUACCUCCGUUGUCUCGAUCAUUGAUAUGGUGAAUCUUUUCACCUAUUGGAUAUAUAUAAGUGUAUUCUAUUUUACUUACUAUCACAAAAAGCAGAUUUUUGACACUCUUGACCCGUCCAAAAUUGUUGACAGACCUCCUAACAAUCUCUGGCUCCUGAAUAUACUCUCAAUGACUCAGAUAAUGCGAAUAUUGAGAAUUUUUAAGGUGUCAAAGAUUUCUCGAGGUCUUCGAGUGCUAAUGCUGACUGUAAAGAAGUCCAUCCCUGAAUUGAUGCUAUUGGCCUUUCUUCUGAUGAAUGGAAUGUUCUUUUUCUCUUGCAUGAUUUACAUGGCUGAGUACAGUGUAAAUGAUACAUUCGCGAACAUUCCAGAGGCCUUUUGGUGGUCGAUUAUUACCCUCACAACAGUUGGAUAUGGUGAUACUUAUCCAAAGGGCACCGCAGGGUACAUUGUGGGCUCCAUGGCAGCUAUUUGCGGUUGCAUAGUUACAGGGUUAGCAAUUCCUAUCAUCGGCAACAACUUCAAUACAUACUACAUGUAUAUGAAGAAUCAGCUGAAGGAAGAUAAGUAUCUGAAAGAGCUGAGAAGAGAUAUCAACUCAGUGAGCGGUAAUAAUAUCAUGAAAGGUCUUGGAGGAUUUGCAGAGAAAACGGGUAUUCCAAUGCUGCAGAGAAAAUACAGACAGUUCCGCGGAGAUAAACAGUAUCCAGUUAGUAAUAGGGUAACUAAUGCCAAUGCAGCCAAGAGAGAGGAAGGUCGACGGAAACCAAAGCCAGUACUUUCUCCGAAUAAAAGGAAAUUCGUCCCAGAGAGUGAUACUUCAGAAAAUUUGACAAAGAGUCUCUUAAUGGGAUCGGCGAGCAGAUCAGUUGGUGCCGAUGUGAAUAAUCUUGGUGAGAAUACUCGAACAACUACUCUUGAGCGAAUGUCGGUCAGUGAAACAGCGGAUCAUAGGCAGAGUAUAGGCAUGCAUUCAGACCCCAUUGCAGACCGUCGAGCAAGUAUGCUUCAUCCACUAGCGACAGAUGGUUUAUUGAAUUUGAUACCUUCGUCAGAAAUCCACACAUCUGGAAGUCUUAUACGGCCUGAUUGGGAGGAACCAAGUGAGAUGGAACUGGAAGAGAUUCGAUACAUCCAUGCAGCAUUAAGAAAUAGACGAGCAAGUAACGCGGAUCGGGAAAGCUUGGGAAGCAGUAUUAACCAGCAACCCAAUAGGGUACCCUUCGCCUCUGAAUUCACUGCAAGCCCAAAUGAACAACACCUAGACCAAAUGCCUGGGGACGACAAUUCCUUCUAUUCUACAGCAGACUUCUGCAAGCUCAGUAACCUUCAAAACAAUACUGGCUUGAAGCGCAACUAUGUAUGA
Messenger RNA from Rodentolepis nana, 1647 nucleotides. Lineage: Eukaryota; Metazoa; Platyhelminthes; Cestoda; Cyclophyllidea; Hymenolepididae. The record is from the annotation of a GenBank genome assembly.